AUGCCCCGCAAAGUACAAAGAUCCCUCAUUCAAGUCAUAGCAUUCCUCACCAUUCUAUGCAUCAUCAUCUAUCUCAACCGGCCCCAGGAAACCACCAAAACUUUCUCCUGGGCCCGCAUCCGCUACAAGACAUCUUCAACCAUCAUCCCUGAAGCCCGCGGCGUUUGUCCAGGCCUAGCAGGAUCAACUAAGCCCGCGCUAAUCGUCUCCCGCGUCGCCGCGGAUGGCGAUGCAUCCUGGAUCGAGCCCCUAGCGGCUCACUACCAUCUCUGCGUCUAUAAUGUCGACGCCCCAGCAGACAAGUCCUCCAAGGUCCUCCAAGUCCCUGCAAACAGAGGCCACGAGGCAAUGGCAUAUCUAACCUUCAUCAUCGAUAACUAUGCCGAUAUCCCAGCGUCAGGUGCGGUCUUUGUCCACGGCACGCGUUUCGCCUGGCAUAACGAUAGCCCCGAUUAUGAUAAUGCCAGGCUAUUGCGCGCGCUCGAUGUCAAACGCGCCCUCCAGCCGAAGGGCUAUCAUAACCUGCGCUGUGACUGGAGUGCCGGUACGUGUCCUGCCUCUGUUCCUGCGCAGGGUAGUCUUGAAAUGAGACUAUCGUCGACGGUUUCGCCGUGGAGUGCGCGUGCAGCUUCUGAUUUGGCGCUUCCGGUUGCGCUGCGUCAUAUUUUCGGUGACGGGGUUGGUGACGAGGUCGUUCGGCUUGGUAGGAAUGAUGCCGUGCGCGCGCAGUGCUGUGCUCAGUUUGUUGUUGCGCAGGAUCGCGUUUGGCAGCAUUCGAGGGAGGAGUGGAUUGCACUGCGGCAGUGGUUGCUUGAUGGGAGUGAUGAUGGGGUUGCGAGGAAUCCGCAGAGUGGUUCGAAGGCUGCGCCUGGUGAUGAUUUGGUGGCUGGGCGGAUCUUGUCUUAUGUUUGGCAUAUUUUGUUUGCGCGGCGGGAAGGGGAUGGGAUUGAUCUUCAGGAGUUGAAUCGGGAAUCUUGUCCGAGUGCGGAGGAGUGCUACUGUCGGCUGUAUGGGAGGUGUACUUUGACUUGCAAGACACCGGGCAGUUGUAAAGGACAGUAUGCGAUUCCGAAGUAUUACAAGCUUCCUGCGGAUUGGGAGAAGACGCAUCCAUGA
Molecule: messenger RNA, 1116 nt
Organism: Penicillium brevicompactum
Lineage: Eukaryota; Fungi; Ascomycota; Eurotiomycetes; Eurotiales; Aspergillaceae
Product: DUF3431 domain-containing protein
Exons: 1
Coding region: 1-1116 (371 amino acids)
Source: RefSeq, a predicted model, not a curated record